AUGGAUUAUAAGACCCUGAACAAAGUCACCGCCAAGUACUUUUUCAAAUUGGAUUUGAAAUCUGGCUAUCAUCAUAUCAGAGUUGCUGAAAGAGAUGCAUCAAAAAUCACUUGUGUAAUGCGGUAUGAUGCAUUUGAAUUUCUUGUUAUGCCUUUUGGAUUGACUAAUGCCCUUGCCAUAUUUUGUACCUUGAUGAAUCAGUUUUAUCUUAAAAGAGCACAAAGAACACCUGCGUCUUGUGUUUCAAAGGUUACAAGACCACUAGUUAAAAGAUUUUCUCGUAAAACCACUACCCUUAUAGAGUUAUUGAAAAAUGAGCAUAAAUGGUGUUGGAUAAAUGAAUGUCAAAAGGCUUUUGAAAGAUUGAAGGAAGUUAUCAUGAAGGACCCUGUCUUAGCUCUUUCUGAGAUCAAGAAGCCUUUUGAAGUUUAA
Molecule: messenger RNA, 432 nt
Organism: Durio zibethinus
Lineage: Eukaryota; Viridiplantae; Streptophyta; Magnoliopsida; Malvales; Malvaceae
Source: RefSeq, a predicted model, not a curated record